Stomoxys calcitrans (stable fly) is the source of this 556-nucleotide messenger RNA. RefSeq lists its product as uncharacterized. The coding region runs from base 132 to 419 and encodes 95 amino acids. NCBI's taxonomy places the organism in Eukaryota, Metazoa, Arthropoda, Insecta, Diptera, Muscidae. The transcript has 2 exons. The record is from RefSeq and is a predicted model, not a curated record.
GUUUUUUUUUUCAAAUCAAGACGAACUUCAAUUAGUAAAAUCAGUUUGAAUUUAUUUUCACACUUAAGCCAGCCUAAUACUAAGAAUUGUGAAGCAUAUAAUCUGUAAAAAUUGAUUGUAAUUGCAACAAGAUGAAGCAUCAACAAGUUGUGGUGGACUACUGGACAAUGCUCAAGACAUCUAUAACUUGUUUGCUGUUGGCCAUAUCUGGAUAUGUAUUAAUAAAAAUGGUUCAGACAAUUUUCUAUCUGCCCGGCUAUUUGAAAAAUAAUCAGAAACGUUUGGAGGAGCUGGCCGCAAAGUAUAAUUUGGACUUGGAUAAAGAAAUAGCCGAAGCAGAAAAAGAAAUCGAAAAUGAAGAAAAUAAAAAUCGAGAAUCCGAAAUUGCCCCUGAGUUGGAGGAGAAGAAGGAUAAAUAAAUAGCUGAAUCGUCAUCGUUUCGACUAAAAGUUCAUAUUUUAUUAUUACAUACUGUUUUCGUAAAAAAUAACCUACGUACCUACAUAUAUGUUGUAUUAACUUUCUGAAAUAAUUUAUUUAAUAUAAAGUAAACUUA